AUGCGGUUUUGCCAUGUCCACCACGGGGAUGCUUGUGCUCAGCCUCCUUGGAUGCUCCAAAAUGACAGCAUUCCGCCGAAUUUUCGACUCAUCGACCUGCAAAAAAGAUGCGUUGUGAACUCGCCAGCCCAUCCCUCGUACUUCGCUCUCAGCUACGUUUGGGCCCCUUCCGAGAACGACCUCCGAGCUACUUCAGCAAAUAUAGAUGAUUUGAAGAAACCUUACAGCCUCACUCAGGAGGCACUGCCUCGAACAAUCUUUGAUGUCAUGCAACUCAUUCUUGGACUUGGUGGCAGGUAUCUCUGGGUGGACAGGCUUUGCAUUCUGCAGGAUGACGACAUGGACAAAUCGCUUCAGAUACCACGGAUGGAUUCUGUCUAUUCUCUCGCUGAACUGACUGUCAUUGCAGCCAGCGGUUCAGGUGCACACGAUGGGAUCGCAGGACUCUCGGUUCCGCGCAAAGUCCAUCAGGACGUUUGCCGUAUCUCGCCCACACUGGCCUUGGUCACUUUUCCCACCAAAAAUCUGUACGAGAGUUCCGUAUACAGCCACCGAGGUUGGACGCUGCAAGAGCGAGUGCUUUCUCGACGCUCACUAAUGUUCACCGAGGGUCAAGCAUCCUGGUCAUGCAUUUGUGCGGAUUGGACCGAAAGACUAUGCCUGGAGCCGGACAGGUCGGCCCAGGGAGCCAAUUCAUGGACGAUCUCGAGAAUCCACCUGGGAAGCUAUGAGCGUGUGCCUGCGGAGUAUUAUCGAGAUUUCACCCAGAACCACUACAGACAUCUCCCCCGAUUCUAUGCCUUGAAGGAAUUCUCGCACGAUUCUGAUGCCUUGGACGCUAUCAGUGGGCUUCUCCGCAGAAUCACCCAUGUGACCGGAGUCGAGUUCUCCUGGGGUCACCUACUGACCACCUCGUUCGAUCAAUCCUUGAGCUGGAGAAAAACUACGAUGGAGAUUAAACGGAGAGAUGCAAUGUGUCCCCUUCGCUCUUCUGGCAGCUCUUAUUCCGUGCAUUUUCCAAGCUGGUCCUGGCUUGGUUGGAAGGCGUCCAUCAAAGAUGUGAUGCCCUCGACGGACACAGCUCUGAAGCCAGAGAUCGACUUCUUUCGUUUAGACAUCGACGGGAAGAUCCAGCGUCUCAUACCGCCUGUGGCUGGCGGCGGAAACAAGGCAGUUGACCAAUCUGCAUCUCUGCCCGAUGAGGCCUGCAACGGCUGGAAAGGUGAAAUCAAAGUCGAAGUAGACCGUCACAACAAAGACCAGCCUUUCAGAGACAGCGGGAAGCUGCUCUUCUGGACAAGUCAUGCCGAGCUCUCGAUCCAAGCCGAGGAAAGAGUUCGUCUCGGCUGUGUACGCCUAAAGAUCUGUUCACCUGUAGGGCAAACCGUGGGACACAUCACGGAGUUGACGUCGGCUUGCGACCACGGAAGGGCCUGGCCAUUCAUCGAAUACGACCAGUCGGCGCUACAAUCGUUCGUUGUCAUAUCUCGCAAAUAUGACCGAGCAAUCGGACACCCUUCGGGGACGCUAUCGGCAACAGGAACACUGAGGGUGAUGUGGAUUAAAUAG
Molecule: messenger RNA, 1569 nt
Organism: Cladophialophora psammophila CBS 110553
Lineage: Eukaryota; Fungi; Ascomycota; Eurotiomycetes; Chaetothyriales; Herpotrichiellaceae
Exons: 1
Coding region: 1-1569 (522 amino acids)
Source: RefSeq, a predicted model, not a curated record